UCGACCAUGGAAACCCAUUCCAUGAAGCUCUCUAUGCACUGUUGUUGUGCUAAUCUGAAGGCCACAUGAAGUUUGAAGGUCUUUAGCUAUUGACUCUGCAGACAGUUGGUGACUUCUGCACACGGUGUUCUUCAGCUCUGCUUUUGGUGUUUGCCUUUCAUGCAUGUCGCUUUCUGUAUUUUGUCCAGCGCUCGUUUCAUUUCUGUCUCCAUAAUACCACUAACAGUUGACCGUGGAAUAUUUAGUAGCAAGGAAAUUUCACAGAUGGACUUAUUGCACAGGUGGAAACCUAUCACGGUACCACGCUUGAAUUCACUGAGCUCCUGAGAGUGACCCAUUCUUUUACAAAUGUUUGUAGAAGCAGUCUGCAUGCCUAGGUGCUU
Messenger RNA from Staurois parvus, 383 nucleotides. NCBI's taxonomy places the organism in Eukaryota, Metazoa, Chordata, Amphibia, Anura, Ranidae. The record is from the annotation of a GenBank genome assembly.